This is a messenger RNA of Uloborus diversus, 1549 nucleotides long. RefSeq names its product cytochrome P450 4V2-like. Gene Ontology annotation, molecular function: iron ion binding; heme binding; oxidoreductase activity, acting on paired donors, with incorporation or reduction of molecular oxygen. NCBI's taxonomy places the organism in Eukaryota, Metazoa, Arthropoda, Arachnida, Araneae, Uloboridae. The coding region runs from base 98 to 1498 and encodes 466 amino acids. The transcript has 10 exons. The record is from RefSeq and is a predicted model, not a curated record.
AUGACUUUUUUUUUCCUGAUAAGUUGCAGGAAGAGAUAAAAUUAUAAACUUGAAUAGGCAUAUAUAAAAAUAUGAAACAAUUUGCCCUUUAUUGACAAUGUUUGUUUUACUGUUCCCUACAUUUCUAGGUGCAUUUGAGAGAGCCGUCGCCAUUAGUAAACAAUUCGAAAAAGAUGGAUUUGUUUUGUUCUGGAUUUCUUUUAGGAGACUGCUGUUUGUAUAUAAAGCAGAAAUUGUAAAGAUCUUAUUGAAUCAUCCUGCGGUUCAAGAGAAAUCAUCGGAAUACAACCCACUUAAAAGUUUUGUAGGAGAAGGACUCUUUGUUUUGGACUCUCACAAAGCUCAAAGACAUCGAAAAGUUAUCACGCCAUCAUUCCAUAUGGGUAUUCUAAAGAACUACACUAUUGUUUUUAACGAACAAGCUAUAGAAAUGGUAAAACGCUUGAAAAAAGACAUACAUCAACCUUGGAUAGAUGUAGAGAGUUACGUCAGAUUGUGCACUCAUCGAGUAAUAUGUCAAACUGCUAUGGGACUACAGGUUGAUACAAAUGACGAUAUGAAGGAGUUUGUGAAAGCUAUUGACACGAAUCUGCACAUCGUUGCACACAGGAUAUUCAGACCCUGGACCCAGUGGGAUGCAAUUUAUCAAUUUUUCCCCACCGGGAGAAAAAUGAAGAAAGCUAUUGCUACUACUCAUCAAAUAAUUAAUAAGAUUAUUUUAGACAGCAAAGAAAUCCUUCUUUCAAACGAUGAACUCUCGAAAAGCGAAACUUCUGAAGAGGAAGAUAAUGCUGAUAGUAGACUUUACACUCGUAAAAAAACAUUCAUACAAUUAUUAUUGGAAACUCACCUAAAAGAUCCUUCAUUCACGAUAAAUGAUAUAAGAGAUGAAGUUCUUUCUUUUGUAGGAGCGGGUGCAGAAACUUUAACUAUUACAGUUAAUGUCAUUUUGAUGAUGCUGGGUUUGUAUCAAGAUGUACAACGGAUAGCAAUGGAAGAGGUUGAUGGCAUAUUUGAAAAUGGCAAUAAGAGAUUUGUGACAGCCGAAGAUGUUUCCGAAAUGAAAUAUUUGGAUUGCGUAAUCAAGGAGUGUUUACGUCUUUAUCCCUCAGCUCCUAUUGUUGCUAGAGAAAUAAGCGAAGACAUUCAUUUUGGUAAAUAUGUCAUACCAAAAAAUACAGGUCUGCUCGUAAACAUUCAUUUGUUGCACAGAGAUCCCGAGUAUUUCCCAAACCCGGAAAAGUUUGAUCCAACAAGGUUUUUCCCGGAAAAUAUUCACGCACGCCAUCCUUAUGCUUACAUGCCAUUUUCCGCUGGUGCCAGAAAUUGCAUAGGUCAGAAAUUUGCAGUAAUACAAAUGAAAGUCAUUCUUUCCCAUGUGCUAAGAAACUUUAAGAUUCAAUCUCUAGAUCACAGAGAUACACUAAAUUUUUCGUUUCAGAUUUCAAUAAAAAACGUGAAGCCAAUUCGACUGAAACUAACCCCUAGAUAUAGUUAAUGCUAAAAUUGAUAAUUUAUUAAAUACAUGUUUCGCCAUUCAUUUUUUCAU